Molecule: messenger RNA, 1667 nt
Organism: Trematomus bernacchii (emerald rockcod)
Lineage: Eukaryota; Metazoa; Chordata; Actinopteri; Perciformes; Nototheniidae
Gene: stam2
Product: signal transducing adaptor molecule (SH3 domain and ITAM motif) 2
Biological process (GO): signal transduction
Cellular component (GO): endocytic vesicle
Molecular function (GO): phosphatidylinositol binding; ubiquitin binding
Source: RefSeq, a predicted model, not a curated record
UCCGGAAGAGCAACUGGUGUUUAAUGGACAAGGAAGAGAUAUUUGUUUACGUUUAGUCUGGAAAUCAAACCAAAUAUUCAUUUUUCGUCAAAUUUCCUAGUUCUUUUUAAAUCGUCAACAUGCCUUUGUUUGCCCAAAAUCCAUUUGACCAGGAUGUCGAAAAGGCAACCAAUGAAAACAACACAACAGACGACUGGGGGAUCAUUAUGGACAUCUGUGAUAAGAUUGGAACGACAGCCAAUGGACCGAAGGACAGCUUGAGAUCCAUCAUGAAGAGAGUCAACCACAAAGUGCCUCAUGUUGCCAUGCAGGCCGUCAAUUUGGUGGGUGCUUGUGUUUCUAACUGCGGCAAAAUAUUCCACCUGGAAAUCUGCUCGAGGGAGUUUUCCAGUGAAGUACGGAGUGUGCUCGGCAGGGCCCACCCUAAGGUGUGUGAGAAGCUGAAGGCUCUGAUGGUGGAGUGGGCUGAAGGCUUCCAGAAGGAUCCACAGCUCAGCCUGAUCAGCGCCACCAUCAAGUCUCUGAAGGAGGAGGGCAUCAGCUUCCCUUCCCCAUCAGGACAGGGGUCCAGCACAAAGGGCAGCACACCUGUUGCGGGCAAAGCCUUGGAUGAUGAGGACAACCUGGCCAAAGCCAUCGAGAUGUCCUUGCAGGAGCAGAAGCAGCAGGUGGAGACGCGACCCCUGGCCCUGACCUCUGACCCCCCGACCUACACCAACGGGGGGCAGGAGGCCCGGAAGGUGCGAGCGCUGUACGACUUUGAAGCGGCUGAAGACAACGAGCUGACCUUCAAAACCGGAGAACUUAUUCUGGUUUUGGACGACAGCGAUCCAAACUGGUGGAAAGGAGAGAACCACAGAGGAGUCGGGCUCUUUCCUUCCAACUUCGUCACAACCAAUCUGAACGCAGAGCCGGAGACAGUGGCUUUUAUUGAGAAGUCCUCUACUCCUGAAGAGACGAGCCUGGAAACCAGAGCAGAGCCUGAGCCCGUCUUCAUCGACGAGGGGAAGAUGGACAGCACGCUGGCUCUGCUGCAGAACGCAGAUCCUGCAGAUUCCACUCCUGACACCCAGGAUCUGAUCCAGCUGGAGGGUGCAUGUGAGCAGAUGAACCCGAUGAUCGAUGAGAAGCUGCAGGAGAUUGACAGGAAACACUCAGAGUUUUCGGAGCUGAAUGUGAAGGUGUUGGAGGCGCUGGAGCUUUACAACAAGCUGAUGAACGAGGCUCCGUUCUACUCGGCCUACUCUAAGAUGCAGACGCAGUAUGCUCCAGCCGGACCAGCUGUUGCUAUGCAGGGCUACAUGGGCCCGGCUGGCGGCCCCUACAUGCCCCCUGCGAUGCCUCAGGGUCCUCCUCUGCAGACCUACUCUCUGCCCAGCGACCAGCCCGGACAACUGCACUCGCUGCCCCCCAACGUCUCCGCCCCCCCCAACUGCCAAGCUGCUCAGCCUCCCUACAUGAGCAGUGGUAUGAACGCUCAGUACAUGAACCAGGUUCCCUACCCGCACCAGGGGGGCGUGGCCAUGGACAUGUCGACCUAUCACAACUCCAGCAUGCCUCCGGGGUCCUACCCUGUGGCGCCCCCCCCCCCACCAGCUCCCCAGCAGCAGCAGCAGCAGCAGCAGCAGCAGCAGCAGCAGGCGUACUAUCAGCAGCCUCUGCUCUAA